Labeo rohita (rohu) is the source of this 19102-nucleotide messenger RNA. RefSeq lists its product as uncharacterized. The transcript has 45 exons. Gene Ontology annotation, cellular component: neuromuscular junction; plasma membrane; presynaptic membrane. The record is from RefSeq and is a predicted model, not a curated record. Lineage: Eukaryota; Metazoa; Chordata; Actinopteri; Cypriniformes; Cyprinidae. Gene Ontology annotation, molecular function: syntaxin-1 binding; calmodulin binding; phospholipid binding. Gene Ontology annotation, biological process: synaptic vesicle maturation; neuromuscular junction development; synaptic transmission, glutamatergic. Bases 28 to 17508 code for a protein of 5826 amino acids.
CAACCACCAUCUGUUACAGCAAGUGGAAUGUUUUCAGGAUUUUUGAACAAGCUAACAGCCCCAGAGAGUGCCCCUCAACAGCCACAUGCUGGAAAUAGUAGCCUGACCUCACAACAAAGCCUUAAACCCCCUGAGCAACCGCUACCUUCUCAGACAGGUGGCUUCCUUUCUGGCCUGUUUGGUAUGAGUGGAGAUAAUAAUGCCAAUAAUGCCAAAAAUCCGGCUGUCCAGGAUCAUCCACAGCAGGAGGCUCCUUGUUCUGGUCAACCUAAUGCACAACAAAGUAGCAGACAAAACUUGCAAAAACAAAACCAAGUUCCACCCCAACAGGUACCUCAAACUGGACCAAGUGGAAUAUUCUCUGGGUUGCUAACUAAGAUUGCAGACACCGCCACUGCACAACCCCAGUCACAAACCACACAGCAAACUAGUAAAUCUGGUUCAAAUGAAAGUGCCCAGCAAUCUUCUAGCCAACCGGGUGGGUUCUUUUCUGGGCUUUUUUCAACCAACCAGACACCAGCACAAUCACAACAAGGAUCUCCUGGACCCAAUCAACAGCAGCAGGGAAACAGGCAGCCUUUACAAAGACAGAAUCAGAUUCCAUCCCAUAUGCCAUCAACCCCUGAGCCACCACAAGGGGGUUUGCUUUCAGGUCUUUUCAACAAACUUGCAUCAGCAGAUACUCCAGCUCAGCCAUCGAAGUCUCUUUCUGGGGUUCAGCCUAACCAACAAACAAGUAGGCCAGAUGCAUCAGGACAGAGUCAAACAUCUACCCAACAGCCACCCCCUUCAAGCCAAUCGGGUGGACUUCUUUCUGGUCUUUUGAAGAUGGGUUCAGAAGCUGCAGCUCCAAAAUCACCUUCUGUAGGACAGCAGACACAACCUGCCUCCAGAAGUCAGACACAAGGUCCACAAUGUCAAGGUCAGACUGUGUCACAGGGAGCAACACAACAGCAAAGUCAGUCUGGUGGUCUGUUUUCUAGCAUUUUCAAAAUGGCCACCUCCGAUGAAUCUGUGCAACAACCUGCCCAGUCAAGCAAUCAGCCAGCAAAUGCAUCUGUUCAAAGUGCCAACAAUGAGUCUAGUGGCAUCAUAUCUGGAUUUUUGAGCAAACUUACUACAUCAGUUGAAGAACCAGUAACAACAAGUGAAUCUUCUCCUGGUCAGAAACCAAAACAGCAGCAACAAGACCGUUCUGGAAUUAAACCUAGUCAAAGUCGUCCACAGAUUCAGAGAGCCAAACCAGUUGAACUUAUGUCUUCUGAAGAUGGAGGUGCAGAAAAAGAUCAGAAAGUUUUAGCACAAAAAGGUUUCUUGUCUGGGUUAUUUAGCAAUGCCUCAGAGGAAGACACUUCAUCCAAACUUACUUCUCAAAUCAAAGAACCACCAAGUAGUUCUAAUAGUGGUGCAGGUAUGCUUUCUGGAAUUUUUAAAUCUGGAUCUAAUGAAAAUGACACUUCAGGAAAAAGUAAGGACCCAGAGAAGGGCUUCCUUGAUAGACUAAUGUCUAAGCAGAGUAAAGAUGAGUCUACUACUUCAGUUACCAGCAGCACUGGGAGUGAAGCUUCUCAACAACCUGCUAACCUGCAUCCAGCAGUGAAGUCCACCCAAGAGUACAUGAACGAGGUCCAUAGACUCUUAUAUGGCACGUCUAUUAAUUACGGCUAUCAAGAUCUAUUGUAUACAUUUGCUGUUCAUGGUGUGAUUCCCCCAGAACUGUAUGAACAUCAGUGUCUCAUAGAAGCUCUUCUUUGGCAGCAACUGAAUGAAUAUGCUCUGUUGGAGACCCUAGCAACACAAGUUCCAGACUGUUAUUCUGCAAAUCAAGUGGAAAUGCCAUUUUCCUCGGAACCGGUUGUGGAGACACCUGAAUGGUGGAACUUGAAAAACAUGGAUCCUAGUCAGUUCCAUAUACCCUCACAUCCUUGGCAAGAUGUUGUCAACCUGCCAUUUCAAAGUAAUCUUCCACUAGCAAAUGGAGAGGAUGUUAUUGUAUUUGACAUGAGUAGCCCAAACAAGAAACCCUGGGGAGGCUGUAACAAUUUAAAUGGCUUCGGUGAUAAAAGAAGCAAAAAGACUGCCACUGCCACAAACCUCUCAACAGAUGGUGGUUCAAAAAAUGAUUUGUGCCACUCCAAGUCAGACUUCAGACUAAAUAGCAAAAAUGCCUCACAGAUGACCCCUAAACCACAUUUUGAUUUGAAAGUUGACUCAAGAUUCUUCAGACGACUUACUGAAAAAAAGGGGCCAUUGGAUUUGACUCCAGGUGCGGUCAACCUCAGUAGCACUGUAGCUGCCAGUGAAGACAUAGAGGAUGACAUGUUUUUUGAAGAUUCAGAGUGGUACCAACAGUGGCUGUCCUUGUUGGAGCAGGGAAUGUGGUGGCCAGCUGAGGCAGGAGAUUGUGGCUAUUACGUUUACAUGGAUGAAGAAUAUAUAUACACUCUUUUGACUGAUAGGGCUGGGAAGCACCUCUAUGCAUGUGCGAGCCCGGAGGAGAGCCGUGUUUUAGAACAAAUCACUGAAAAUAUUUCAAAUAUUUUGCAUAAAAAAGACAAACCAAAGAUGACUCUCUGUGGUUUUAAAAUACCUCUGCUCAAUGAAGAUGAAGUUCUGUGGGUACCAGGAAAAAAACAGUGUGACUCGCAGUUCCUAAAUGCUCCCGUUGAUUUGUCUUCAGCUCUUCAGAAAGGAGACAGGAUUAUGAACAUGAACCUUCAGCAGUUCUCCCAAAUGUUUCAAGACUCUAUAAAUGCACAGACAGAGCAACCUGUUGACUUCAGCGUGUACAAACUCAAAAAAGUAAAAAUGGGUUCACAAGAGCCAAGUAUGAUUUCUGCAGAGGAGCAACUACAAGCAGCUGACCUCUCUAGGAAAGAAAACAACCCACGUCAUGGAGGACCAUACUGGAUAAAUCAGGGUGUUAAAGACCUUUUCCCUGAAGUAUCUGUGCACCAGUUCUCUUCUCCUGUUACUUUCAAUUCAUCAGUGGGCUACAGACAGCAUCCCUCAACUAUGAAACCUUUAAUUCCUGAAGUCAUGAUUGGACAUGUAGAUGAUAAGCCUUUUGACCAGAAAACUCAAAGUAAGCAAACUUUCAGUCCUGCUACUGCACCACAAACAGCUAAAAGCACAGCAUCAGCAGGAUCUACAAUUACACCACAACCUCAGUACACUUCUAGAAAACCUACUGAUCUACUGAAUGGCAAUGGAACGCCACCUACAUCAACUAGGACACUUCCUGCCACACCAAUAAAUCCAACAAAACAGGUUGGGUUUACACAGCAGAGUGCAGCCACUACACUUCGAGUAUUACCUACUCCACCAACCUCAGAACAAGUCACAAGAAGUAUAGCUUCUAAGCCUUCUGCUGCAUCUCAGAAACACAAACUGGCAAGGCAACCAUCGCAGUCAACACAGUCUCCUUCAUCAGAGAAGGUGUCUAAUUUUGAUGGCUCUAAGACUGAAGUAGUUCCCAUAAAGCCAAAACCUCCCACAGUGAUGUCAAAUCAAAAACGAUCAUUGCCACCACCACAGAAUUUACUUUUUAACAAGCCUCAAAUGCCAGUUGACUCUCUCUUUUGUAGUAAACCUAUGGAUUUUUCUAGAACCUUGAGCAAAAAAGACAAAGGUAAUGAUGAGAAAACUUCAACAGAUACUGAUGCUGAAAGGUCUAUUCUGGAUGUUGUUGACUUUACCACAAGGAAACUAAAAGUUAAAAAGCAGAAUGAAGAGACUUUUCACAUGGACGAGACAGCUGCUGUUGAUCUGACUGUAGAGUUAGACACAGAAGUGAAAAAAAUCAGUGUCACAUUUCCAUCUCUAGAGGUCAGAAAUAUAUCCAUUACAAUGUCUGAUGUGCCUCCAGGAACUGUAUCUGCUCCGGCCUCUCCAAGAAGCAGGCCACAAUACUUUCCUCCAGACAGUGGAAUUCCCAUACAAAAAGACAGCUGUGGCAAUGAAGCACCCAUAUCACCAAGACAAAAACCCCAGCCUGCAAGAAAAGGCUCAGAUCAGAUGGCCCAGGCAAAUAGUAUUCAAGUAAACUCUGACAGAGUCUUGGUGGAUUCACCCUUAAAGGUACCAUUUAAGUCAACCUCAAAACCAGAUAAACUUGAUCAGCUUGAGGGAGGCCCAUUUAAGCGAAGUUCCAAACCCAGCCAAGUACCAACUUCCAUACCUCAGGCACCAUCACCUCGUACAAGUCCUGAAAUAAAGACAUCACCAGUAUUAAGAACAUCACUGCAGAUGCCUGCUCAAAAUAAACAAAUUGGCCUCGUAAGGCAGACUUCGCUUGCUAGUGAAUCCAUGAGAAUGAGUCAGAUGACUGGAAAGUCGUAUAAUGAGAGCACUGCUCCAGCAAAUUCCGCCAAAGCAACACUAGAUAUGACUGUAAAGACAGUCAAUAAGCAUUUGGACACAACAAUCACUGUGACUUCAGCAACUGAAGCAGUACCCCUUGUAAGAAGCAGACGGGCCUCAGUCACAGAAAUUAAUACAGAUUCUGUUGGUUUGCCUUUGCUUGUAGAGCCAUCAGCACAGGUAAAUCUUAACCUACAAAGACAUCAAUCAUUGCCCCGGCUCUUAUGUAGUGAAUCCAGGUUUAUCCAAGAAGGUCCUGGAACCAUUUGCAACAGAACUGCAAGUUUGCCAGUGCUGCCCUCUCGUUAUCACCAAUCAGCAACUGCUCCAGCAAAUGCAAUAAAAGCUACAUUAGAUAUGUCUGCUAAAUCAACUACUCGUUCAACUGUGGUCACUGAGGCAAUUCAAAAGGAAGCCAUACCACUUGUGAGAACAAGAUCAACAUCAGUCUCAGAUUGCAAUGAAGAGCUUGUUGGAUUGCCUUUGCUUGUUGAGCCAUCAGUGCUAGAGAAAAGUCUUGUCCCACAAAGGCGUCAAUCAUUGCCACAUCUCUUAUGUAACGACUCCAAGGUUUUUCAAGAAAGCCCUGUUUUACACAGCCAAAACCGUCCUUAUAACAGAACUGCGAGUUUGCCAGUGCAGCUUACUCAUCAUCAUCAAACAGCAACUGCUCCAGCAAAUGCAUUCAAAGCUACAUUAGAUAUGUCUGCAAAAUCAACUACUUGUUCAGCUGUGGUAACUGAUGUGGUUCAAAAGGAAGCUCUGCCACUUGUGAGAGCAAGAUCAACAUCCAUCGCAGAUGGCAAUGAGGAGGUUGUUGGUAUGUCUUUGAUUGUGGAGCCUCCGAAACAACAGCGGAAAACUCUUCUCAUGAGUUGUGAUUCACAAUCAAAUGUAAGUCGAAGUGAUGGAUUUGAACAUAUGGAUUUGAAAGCAUCCCAGAUAAGUCCAGUCUUAACCCAACAAACACCGGCCUCUGCUCCAGCCAGUGUGGUUAAAGCAAUUAUAGAUAUGUCUCCAAAGCUAGUUGAAAAAAUAAAAGGGGAAAAGGAAGAAUUGUCUCCAGUGCCAUUGAUGAAAAGAAAAACAUCUGCUACUUGGAUUGCCACAGGGACAUCUGUUGGUUUGCCUUUAAUUGUAACACCCUCUAAUUCCCAAGAACAUCUUUUAUCAGAGUCCUCAUCUCCAUCACAAGUGCAGGAAACAAUAAAAGAAAAGAAUAGUGGUACUUCAAGGCAGUCCUUUGAAGUCAGAAGCAAAGCUCCUACACUGCAAAUGACAUGGCAGUCAUCUCUUUUAGGACAACCCAGCAGAAUACCCACAGCACCAGCUAAUACAAUCAAGGACAUUGUUGAUAUGUCUCCAAAACCCUUGUCAGAUCUAACAGAGGUUUGUGGAGAAGUUAUGAAUGAAGCUGGUGUGCUGUCACUUGUAAAGACAAAACCAACCACUGAUGCUGAAGUAUUAAAAGGGCUAGCUGGUGUACCUCUUCUGGUCGAGACUCCUUUGCUUCCUAAACCAGUUCGCAGGCAAAGCAGAUUGCCUGAUAAAAUGUCAUCUUUCUCUUUGAUAUCAACUGUAACUCAAGGAACAAAAGGACCUUCGGCACCAGCUAACGCAAUUAAAUCCACUAUUGAUAUGUCUGUGGUCCGAUCAACUUCUAAGAUGUCUGAGGGGUCAGCAGGUGAAAUGCUUCCAAAUGGAGUAAUGCCUCUAGUCAAAGAUAAAGCAGCCAUCAACAAAUAUCCAAAAAAAGACUCAAUAGGAAUGCCACUGAUAGUUGAUUCUUUUUCACAUUCUGAGCAGGUCCCUCAAAAAAGAUCACCUUUUGUAUCAUUACUAGAGCAAAAAGGUAAUCCAGACCAAAUGCAGUUAUUGAGUGGACGUCAUACUACAGAACCUUUGUUGCGCCAACAGAUACCUACCUAUCACAGAAAUGGAAUCCUCUCAAUCUCGAAGACACAAACCGUAGAAUCUCAGCCCUUCAGCAAACCGAUGGACUUCUCUGUCAGUGUUUCACCUGCAAAACGCAACUGCUCCUUUGUUAUGCAAAAUGGACAUCCAGUGGAUUUUACUAGGAGUGAAGAAGAAAAAUCAAAGAUUGCAAGCAGAUAUCCAAAAAAUGGUACUAGCACUUUUAAGAAAUCCUAUGUUGGGGCUAUUGACCUGACUGCUGACAUAAUGAUUGACGUAAAUAGAAACAAAAGUGUUGAUGAUGUCAAAGAUCUUUCAUCUCCAAGGACUACCAGCAUGUCCACUCAGAAUACAUCAGCAUGUACAGUGCUUACAUAUGCCACUACAACAAAUAAGAGAGAUUCUCAUCAACUGUCAGGAAAUGUGCAAAUAUUGGCCCCCCAAACAAAGAAUGUAACUAAACCUCAUGCAUCAAAUGUUUCUUUUAAGUCCAAUGUGUCUACACAAAUGACAUGUAUAUCAAGUCAGAUGAAAAGUCAUGUGCAGAGAACUGAUUUGCAUAUCUCUAACCCUUCUGUACAACUCAAGAAAGAACAAAGUGAACCUGCUGAACCAAUCAACACACAGCUUCUGAAUAAGGAGCUUCCAUUUGCAAGCAACAAGCAAAGUGUUGAUCCACACAGCUCUCAUCUCUCUACACAAAUCACCGAUUCAUCUAAGCUGCCCUCAAAAUCUAUGCCCCGCAUAAAUUGCUCAGAGCAUACAACUAAUCAGCAAGUAGCUCAAAGGUCUGUUAUCAGUAGACAGCUGGUAAGACACCAGUCAAUUCCGUUGACAUUAACUGAGAAUGAAGAGAGUCAACUUAGGCAUACUGGACCAUUUAUUACCUCAGUUGCCUCUGCUUCAACUACAGUCUCAAGACCCAAAGGUAUUAUUAAACAGUCAACAGUGGAAAGCUUUGGAGAAGAUUGCAACCCUCAGAGUGGGACAGCUACUUUCAGUGGAAAGCCUUUAUCAUUAGACAAUACACUUGUUCAGACUUCAGUUGUUCCAAUUAUAUCAGUUCAAGAUGUAUCCAUACCUGACCAAGGUUUGGCAUCUAAUAUUGUAUCUACUGCUGCAAACCUGCCAGUGUCGACUUCUGCCAUUGUACUAGACUCAGUAGUUGUUGUACCCACAAGUACUGCAAUCUCUCAAGUUUCCAUUGCAUGUUCAAGACCGAUUUCAACAAGUCCUGCUGUCAAACCAAGUGUUAUGGAUUAUCAUCAACUAUCUUCAGAUCAAGUCUCAAAUUUAAGCCCAGCCACAAAGAUAUCAGUCAAAGGUUUGAUAUCAUUGUUCGAUGGAUCAUGCUCACAGCCAGCAACAGCUAUUGUCUCACAAAGAAGUGAUAAAAUGACACGGCCAAUUAUUAAACCAUCACCUAAUGAUUGUAUUGAAGUUAACCAGGAAAUGACAGUGUCCCCAAACCUGACAGUGAUGAAAACAGACGACAUGUCAGUGAUCAGUGGAACCAUACCAACCAGUGUUCAAGCACAUGCGUCACCAUCCUUAGUUGAUCCACCCAUAGUGCCUCUUCCAAGUCCAGCAUUUACUACACCGCCAUCUGUAAUAAGACCACCUGUUGAACUUAAUGAAGUUUCACCAGUUCCAGCUCAAGGUUUGAUCAGUGAACAGUCUUUAACAAGAACUUCACUUGUACAACAUAACAAAGCAUCAGUUUCUCAGACUGAGGCAUCUGCUCAAAGCUCGGCUCCAACAUAUUUUGCCACAAGUUGUCAGCCAGCAGAGGCACAGUCUCAAGAAAAUACUUCUGGAAGGAUCCCCUUUCCUGAAGUUUCAGUCACAAAUGAUAAAUCAUUUCUGGUUGCCACCAGCCUUUCUACAUCUUCCGAUGUAUCUACAGUUACUCCCUUAACACAUCAAACACAACCAUUUGAAAUGUCAACUCAACAUCAUUCUGCUACUGUCAGUGGAUGUGAUGCCCAGCAUACGACAGUUCAAGCAACUUCACAGUUCUCUGUACCUCAAACAGCAGCAUUGUCUCAGUCUGUUUCAACACAAGAUACUAUGGUGGACAGUGUUAGUCAAUUAGAUGUUACUCCCCAGCGGCUGGCUUUGUCUGAGAUGAUGUCUAUUGAAGAGGCACCAUCUUUCAUUCAAGUUUCACCCACUGAGCUAGAGGGACGAUCAUUUGUUAUUUCUGGUUUGGGCCCAAGAAAGAUGCUAAUACCUCAAAUCAUGAUUUCAGAGGCUAGCAGUCCUGAAGACUGUCCUAGUGAGGAAGAUACAUUGACAGAUGACCCUGAUACAACAGAGAAAGAUGACUUUAUCAUUAAAAAGACUCCUAUGGAAAGCACUGAUGGUUCUCAAGACAAUUUAGCUAUCGAGGUUGUGGAAUCUCAAGAAACUGACAGUCAGAGCAUAAAAAUAAAUCUCUCUAAUAUAAUGGCAUCCCCAGAGGAUCUAACAGAGGUUUCAGUGAUUAAACAUGAUGGCUCUAUUGAUGUACUCACCAAUUCUGAUGUAUUUUCAGCACCAUUAAUACGAAGCACUGUUAAACAAAAUGAGAGUAUUUGCCCUGAGGCCAGCUCUUCUGAAAAAACAUAUCCUGAUGAUGAUUACAAGAAGGAUGAGCAAGUGCCUAAUCUACAAGAUGGUGCAAACACAGAAUCAACAAUGUAUAAAGAGAAAAUAGAAGAUCAUGAGGCAUCAUCUAAAACAAUAUCAGACAAAUUGAGUAUCAUUUCUGGACCAGUGUCCUCUGGAACAGAAAAGGUACCAUUAGAAGACAGUGUAAAAACCUCUAAAGUAAUGUCUGAUGAACAGACUGUUACUUCUGGACCAGUGUCUUCAGAAAUGGAAAAACUACCACCAGAAGAUGCUCUAAAAAUUUCUAAAAUAAUGUCUGUUGAACUGAGUAUUACUUCUGAACCAUUAUCCUCAGGAAUGGAGAACAUACCAUCAGAAGACACUCUAAAAACCUCUAAAGUAAUGUCUGAUAAACUGAGUAUUGCUUCUGGACCAGUGUCCUCAGGAACAGAAAAGGUACCAUCAGAAGAAACCUCUAAAGUAAUGUCUGAUGAACUGACUAUUACUUCUGGACCAGUGUCUCCAGAAAAAGAAAAGGUACCAUCAGAAGACACUCCUAAAACCUCUAACGUAAUAUCUGAUAAACUGAGUAUCAUUUCUGGACCAUUGUCUUCAGAAACAGAAAAAGAACCAUCAGAAGACCCUCUGAAAACCUCAAAAGCAAUGUCUGAUGAACUGAAUGUCACUUCUGAACCAGUGUCGUCAGGGACAGAAAACAUACCAUCGGAAGAAACUCUAAAAGCCUCCAUAUCAAAAUCUGAGCCAAGUACAAAUAAAGUGGAAGCACAUAGUUCAGGGCCUGCAAAAUUGCAUGAAGAGGCAACACCCACCAGCACCGAACCCGUUUCUUCUUCUACAACUGCUGAAGAGCAUCCUGGCAAAGGCAUAUUCUCACUUUUUGGCACUUCAUCUUUGGGUCAAACUCAGCCUCAGGGUGGACAGUCUAUACUAGGUGGGAUACUCCCUGGGUCCUCAUCCUCUAAAGAAAUACCAGGUACAGGAUUAUUCUCAAUGUUUGGAAGUUCUCAGGCAACCCCUGCACCAUCUGCACCUAAAGAGCCACCUGGAAAGGGCUUAUUUUCUAUAUUUGGUGGGUCUGUUGCUCAGCCACAACCUGACCAGCAAUGUUCACCUGUGCCUGGCCCAAAAGAUCAGCCUGCAGGACCAAGAGGACCACCAGGACAUGGACCAAGAGGGCCACCAGGACAUGGACCAAGGGGGCCACCAGGACAUGGACCAAGGGGGCCACCAGGACAUGGACCAAGAGGGCCACCAGGACAUGGACCAAGAGGACCACCAGGAUAUGGACCAAGGACUACAUCAGGACCUGCACCAAGUCCACCAACUCCAAGAGGGCCCACUUCCAAAGAACCACUGGGCAAAGGACUAUUUUCUGUGUUCGGUGGGUCUUCUCAGCCCACAGCACCAAAAGGGGGAACUGCUGCAAAAGCACCAGGAUCUGGAUCCUCAAUACUUGGAGGUAUUUUGCCUGGUUCUGGGGUCAAAGAAAACAACGGGCCUGGUUUAUUUUCUAUGUUUGGUGGAGGUAGUUCUCAAUCCCAACCACCAACUGAAUCCACCAAUCCACCAGCCGAGUCCACCAAUAAGGAGUCAACAGGAAAAGGAUUGUUUUCGAUGUUUGGUGGGCCAAGUCCAGCUGGAAGCUCUGAGCCAGAAAGUCUCUUUAAAGUUCCUUCUGUGUUCUCAUCAGAUAAAACAAAAUCUACUGGAUUCAGCCUCAUGUCUUUUGUGGAUGAUAAAAAAUCUGAUUCAAAACCUGCAGAUGCAUCCACUGCAGUGGUGGAUUCUCUCCCAUGCAAUAUAACACCCACACCAUUAACUGAUGCAAUUAAAGAUGAAAAUACAUCAGUUGAGAAUAAAGAAGAGGUUCCUGCAGAGAUCACCGAUGAACAUCCUGGUAAGAAGGAUAAGAAGCUGAGUGAUGAAAUAAAGGACAUGUCUACAGAUGAUACAGGGAGGGCUGAUGAAAUGCACUCUGCCGUAAAUGAUAAUACAAAGUCUAAAAUGGUGACACUAAUACAUGAGACUGAAGAGGUUACACCUCGGACAGAGGAACAAGCUAAAAAUGAAGAAACUCCAGUGGCUGAUGAAGUACAUAAGGAACAAACCAUUAAUGUGCAACUUAAAAAUGAGGAGCUGGACACGAAAAAUGACAAAGACACUCUAGCCACUAGUUCAGAGAAAGCUAAUUGCAUGACACCAAUAAACGAGACUGAGAAGAUUGUACCUCUGACUGAGGAGAAGUCUACAAAUGAAGAAACUUCAGUGGUUGACAAAACAUAUGAGGAACAAACCAGUAAUGAACAACUUAAAAAUGAGGAACUGGACAAGGAAAAUAACAAAGAAAUAGCCACCAGUCCAGAGAAGAUUGAUUUUAACAAAGAUUUAAACCAAUUUGUGCUUGAAAAUUCAUCUGAGCAAGAGAGAGUUUCAGAGCCUUCUGGGCUUGAGAAACUUUUAGAGGUCUCAUUAGAAUCUGAGAAAACUGUAGAGCCUGCAAAAUCAUCUGAAUUGCAAGACUCGGUGCAGAAAAACAUGGAAUCAGAAAAAUGUGUGGAACUGGAAAACUCUCAGGAAACUACCAAACCUGUGGAUUCUGAAAAACCCACAGAAAAUGAGAAAACUCUCACUGAAGAAAAAAGGAAAGUUGGUGAUGAAGAAAUACCAGACAAAAUUUCAUUUGGACCUGUAAAAGACACUGUAUUGAAAAUUUCUGAUGGCCAGCAAGCAGACCUUAAGGAAAAACCAGAUGAAAUCACCAAGUCAGAAGACAGUGACAAAACCUUAAUAGUUGCAACUACGCAACCAUCUUCAGAUCCACAGUUGAAUUCUGCUGUUCAGCAGCAGCAACAGCCUAAACAAGACACUACUGUACCUCAGCCAGGAAUACUGGGUUUUCCAGCUCAGCCAAGACCAAGAAUGGCAGGGCCUUUUUGUCAGCCCAGACCUGGAAUGCCUGAACCAAGAGGUCCUAGACCUAUGAUGUCCAAUCAACCGAGACCGAGAAUGCCUGGGCCUCAAAGACCCCCAGAGCCUGCUGCAUUUUCAGGUUUUAUGUCAAUGUUUUCUGGCCCAAGUGCUUCUAGCAAGCCAGCAUCUUCUAGUUUCUUCUCAGUGCCUCAGACCUCUUUCUUCAAGUCAUCACCGCCUUCUGCUCCAGCACAGCCACAACAGCAGAAGAGCUCAUUUUUUAACCUUCCAACCAGUCUGCCAACAGACUCCCUCACAGGUGAUCUGUUCGGAUUGUUUAAAGGUACAGAAGCAGCAAAAUCAGAUGAAGCCAAGCUGCCAGAGAAAGGUCAUGAUGGGGCACAAGACUCUAAAGAGCAAAUAAGCUUCACUGCUUGUAAGUCAAGCACAGUCUCUGAACCUGAGUCAACUGUGGCAAGUACUGAAUUAGUAAAUGAAGAAGAACAUAAGGAAGGUGAUUCAGAGUCAUUAAAGCUUGCUGAAGAGCAAGAGGUCAAAUCUCCAGGUGAAACAAAAGAUGAAAGCAAGGAAAUCACUGAGACAUCUGAAACUAUUCACACAGAGACUUCUGAAUCGGGUUUACCCUCAGAGUUAGCACCAGGAGACAAAGAAAUUCCACCAUCUACGCCCAAAACAAUACUUGAAGAUAAACUACCAACCUCACCACCUUCUAAAGGUAUCUUUGCUUUACCUGGUUUGUCAACACCAUCUCUUGGUGGUUUGAUGUCUGGUGCAGCAGAGACAGCCAAACCUUUCAGUUCUCUUUUUGGCUCUUCCACUCCUGCCCCUUCGGUCAGCACCAACCCUUCCCAACCACAAGCAGAGAGCAGUGGUCUGCUUUCUGGUUUAAAAGGUUUGUCUGCAGGUCUCUUCCAAGAAGAGAAGUCGGCUCCUCCAAAGGAAGAGACAAUGUCAUCAAUGUUUGGAAGGAAAAUAGGCUUCCCAUGGCAAAGUUCACCCCCUCAGACCCCUCCUGCCACCCAGUCCAAAUUCCCAGACUUGAAGCAGGAAGAAAAUGACGAACCUGAGGCUGAUAAAUUGUCACCUGAAUCAGACGUCACAGGAAGUGCAGAUUACAGUGAUACAGAAGGUCCCAGUGACAGCUCUUUGCAUAAGCAACCAAGCUUUGACACAAGCCCAGAGAGUCCGACAGGAGCUUCCUGUCUGGAAGGAGAACAUUUGGACAAAUCCAAAAUUUCCAAAGAUCGCACAGAUAAGGACAAGGACCCUCCUGAUACAGAUGCCAGUGCAGAAAAGCCAUCAGAGACCCUUCAACAGCAAACCUUUGAUGAAAGUCCGGUGGACAGUUCUCGAUUUGGGUCUUCUGGUAACCUUAGCCAAGCCAGUUCCCAGUUCAGCUCUGAGCCAGAAGAACAAAGCUAUUCAGAUGCUCAGAUUAGGCCUUCUGUUGUUGCUCAAUCUCUUCCAGCCUCAGGUGACACAGAAAAAGGAGAAAGAGAGAUACUACCAAAUGUUGAGAAAGAAGUACAAGAAAAGAAUACGCCCAAGCCUGUUGCUAAUCAAGGGAAAAAGCCAGAGAGGCAGCACAGUUUCUAUGAGGAUGGACCACCUCCUUUCUCUCCUUCCCGCCUGCGCUGGCUGAAGGCCAUCAAUAAAGUCAGAGUGAAGCUGCAUGAGAAUAUCAAUGGAGACCACAACAAACAUCCAUGGGCCAAAUCUGGGGGAGGAGGAAUAUUUGGCAUUGAUAGCAUGCCUGACCUUAGGAAGAAGAAGCCUAUCCCCUUGGUUAGCGAAGUGUCUCUUGUGCAGUCCCGGAAAGCAGGGAUCUCGCAUGCAUUAGCUGCACGCUCUUCACUGAAGGAUGAAGAACUGAAGAAUCACGUGUACAAGAAGACCCUCCAGGCUCUGAUUUACCCCAUUUCUUGCACGACGCCCCAUAACUUUGAAGUUUGGACGGCCACCACGCCCACCUACUGCUAUGAGUGUGAGGGUUUGUUGUGGGGCAUCGCGCGGCAGGGCAUGCGCUGUUCAGAGUGUGGAGUCAAAUGCCACGAAAAAUGCCAGGAGCUUCUCAACGCAGACUGUUUACAGAGAGCUGCUGAGAAGAGCUCCAAAACGGGAGCAGAGGACAGAACCCAGCAUAUCAUAUCAGCCAUGAAGGACCGCAUGAAGAUCCGAGAGAGGAACAAACCUGAAAUCUUUGAGAUGAUAAGGCUUGUGUUCAGUAUGACUAAACUGAGCCAUGCUCAGCAGAUGAAGGCCAUCAAACAGACUGUGCUUGAUGGAACAUCAAAGUGGUCUGCCAAAAUUUCCAUCACGGUGGUAAGCGCUCAGGGCCUGCAGGCUAAAGACAGAACUGGUUCCAGUGAUCCGUAUGUGACCGUUCAGGUUGGCAAGACUAAGAAGAGAACCAAAACUAUCUACGGCAACCUUAACCCUGUGUGGGAGGAGACGUUCAACUUUGAGUGCCACAAUUCAUCUGACCGCAUUAAACUGCGUGUAUGGGAUGAAGAUGAUGACAUAAAGUCUCGUGUGAAGCAGCGUCUGAAGAGGGAGUCCGAUGACUUUUUGGGUCAGAGCAUUAUCGAAGUCCGAACCCUCAGUGGAGAAAUGGAUGUCUGGUACAACCUUGAAAAACGCACAGACAAGUCAGCUGUAUCAGGGGCCAUCAGGCUGCAGAUAAGUGUGGAAAUUAAAGGCGAAGAGAAAGUGGCCCCUUAUCACGUUCAGUACACUUGUUUGCACGAGAAUUUUUUUCACUUUGUGACAGACAUUGAAGGGCAAGGUGUGGUGAAGUUGCCUACGGCACGAGGGGAUGAUGCCUGGAAGGUCUACUUUGAUGAGGUUGCUCAGGAUAUUGUAGACGAGUUUGCCAUGCGCUAUGGAAUAGAAUCCAUCUAUCAGGCGAUGACGCAUUUUGCAUGUCUGUCCUAUAAAUACAUGCUGUCUGGUGUCCCUGCCGUAAUGAGUACGCUCCUGGCCAACAUCAACGCUUUCUACGCUCAUCCCACCUCAGUCACCAACGUCUCCGCCUGUGACCGUUUCACUGCCUCCAACUUUGGGAAAGAUCGGUUUGUUAGACUGCUGGAUCAGCUCCACAACUCUCUCCGUAUUGACCUGUCAACAUACAGAAAUAAUUUCCCAGCCAGCAGUAAACCACGUCUAGCAGAUCUCAAAUCCACUGUGGAUUUGCUGACUAGCAUUACAUUCUUCAGACUGAAGGUUUUGGAACUGCAAUCUCCCCCGCGUGCCGCCCAUGUGGUUAGAGACUGCGUGAAAGCAUGCCUCAACUCCACAUACGAGUACAUUUUUAACAACUGCCAAGAGCUGUACAACAGACAGUUCCAGCCGGCCGUGGAGCCUAAACCACAAGAAAAGAAAGAAGAGGGAGAAGAGGGUGAAGAAGAGGAAGACAAGAAGGAUGAGAAAGAGGAGGAAAAUGCUGCUGUAGAGGAACCAGGACCAAGUGUACAGAAUUUGGACUUUUGGCCCAAGCUCAUCACCUUAAUAGUUUCCAUCAUAGAGGAAGACAGGAACUCCUACAGCUCGAUCAUAAAUCAGUUUCCUCAGGAGCUGGAUGUGGGGAAGGUCAGUGCUGAGGUCAUGUGGACACUGUUUGCUCAGGACAUGAAGUAUGCACUGGAAGAGCAUGAGAAGCUGAGGUUGUGUAAAAGUGCGGACUAUAUGAAUCUGCAUUUCAAAGUCAAAUGGCUCUACAACGAAUACGUCCAUGACCUGCCCGCCUUCUCCGACACUGUCCCGGAGUACCCAUCGUGGUUUCUGCCAUUUGUUCUCCAGUGGCUGGCUGAGAAUGAGGAAGUGUCGAUGGAGUUUAUGCAUGGAGCUCUUGAGAGGGAUAAAAGAGAGGGGUUCCAGCAGACAUCUGAGCAUGCUCUGUUCUCCUGUUCAGUCGUGGACAUCUUCACUCAGCUCAACCAAAGCUUUGAAAUCAUCAAGAAAUUAGACUGUCCUGAUCCUGCAGUGGUUGCCCAGUACAACCGACGAUUUGCCAAGACUAUCACCAAAGUGCUCCUGCAGUAUUGUGCUAUUCUAACCAAGAGUUUCCCCUCUUACUGUGAGAAAGAAAAAACGCCCUGUGUGUUGAUGAACAACGUUCAGCAGAUGCGUGUCAUGUUGGAGAAGAUGUUUGAAUCUAUGGGAGCCAAACAGUAUACUGUUGAGGAAGAGCGGCUGGAAAAUGAGGAGGAGCCUGAGGAUGAUGAGGAGGAGGCCAUCACUGAUGAUGAAGGCAAUGAGUCAGAUGAAUCAGAUGCUAAGUCUGGCAUUUCGGAUUCAGAAGGAUCAGAGAUUGACAACAAAGAAAAGGAGAUUAAGCUUGACAGGCAGAAGUCUGUAACUAAGAAGGAAAAGGGGGAAAAGAAGGACAAAGAGAAGGAGGAUGAGAACAUGACCACAGAGCCCAAAGAUGAGGAAAAAGAGAAAGAGGCAACAGUCGACACAAAAAAGCUCGACUCAGAGGCUGCGGAUAUCCUCAAUGACCUGCAAGGGAAGCUUAAUUCUGUUCUGGAUAACCUGAGUGGCAUGUUUGCGAAGAGUUUCCUGGCCCGCAUAAAUGCAUGUGUGCGUCAAAUGGCGGAGAUCCUGUAUCAGAUUAAAGGACCUCUGAAUCAGAACACUCGUAACACAGCGGAGGCUGAUGCAGACAACGCACUGCGGCCGCUUAUGGAGUUCCUCGACACAAACCUCAGCAUCUUUGCAGACAUAUGUGACAAGACCGUGUUGAAGCGUGUGCUAAAGGACCUCUGGAGGAAUGUUCUGAUCUGCAUGGAGAAAACGAUUGUGUUACCUCAGAGCAGCGACAGUAUAGGAGCUCAACUUCUUACUGCUGCUAAGGAACUGUCUAAGCUAAAGGGAGGGGUGGAGCCAAAGAGCUUGUCACCAAGGCAGUGUGUGAUCAUGGAGGCGGCACUGGAUUCAAUCAAGCUCUUCUUCCAUGCUGGUGGGAACGGUUUAAAAAAAGUGUACCUGGAGAAGAGCCCUGAGCUGUCGUCGCUGCGUUAUGCCCUCUCCCUAUAUACACAAACCACAGAUGCUCUUAUCAAGGCGUUUGUGACAACACAACAUGCUCAGGUUCAAAAUGGUAUGGGCAUCAGGAUCACCCCCAAGGAAAAUGUUCGACCUGACAGAGGCUCUGGGGUUGAGCGGCCGAUUGGGGAGGCAGUGAUUCAGCUGGAUUUGUCGCCCCCAGCUGGAAACACUGAGCAGAAACUCGCUGUCAGAGUGAUUGCAGUAAAUGACAUGAAAUGGCAGACCUCAGGGAUGUUUCGUCCAUUUGUGGAGGUUAACCUGGUCGGCCCACAGCUCGCAGAAAAGAAACGAAAAUUCACAACCAAAUCAAAAAACAACAGCUGGACUGCAAAAUACAACGAGGCCUUUCAGUUUGUGUUGGGUAAAGGCGUGAGUCUGGACUGCUAUGAGAUUCAAAUAACGGUGAAGGAUUAUUGUUUCGGUCGUGCGGAUCGGGUGGUCGGGAUCGCAGUAAUGCAGCUGCGUGAUGUAGCAGGCCGGAAAAGCUGCGUGUGCUGGUGUCCCUUGGGCCCGCGUAUCAACAUUGAUGAAACAGGGACCACCGCACUGCGAAUCCUCUCUCAACGCUCAACUGAUGAGGUUGCCAAAGAGUUUGUCAAACUAAAAUCUGAGACCAGACCUGCUGAAGAAGGGAGGUGAAGGUGAAACUCAUGAUUGACCUCUUCAGUUUAUCAUUACGGUGAAAGUGGAAUGAUUAAAACAGAAGAGACUUUGAUAAUACAAGACAAAUGAAAAGAUUGACUGUGUGUGACAAACAAGCAUUCACAAAUCACAAGGACCUGCACUGUUUAUAAAAUUGUGUAUGUUUAUUCCUUAAGAGUUUAAGCCUUAAGAGUCACUUAACUGUUUGGCUGGCUUUGCAUCACUCUUUAUGAUGGGCAACCACUCAUAAAAUGAGUGCUAGUAUUAAGAAUAGCAUUUUCACGAUCAUUAAACAUUUGGAAAUAUCAGGGAAUUUUCAAAUGAUGAUUUCCAGGCAGGAAAAAUUAUGGAAAUUAAUAAGUACUAAAAUAUUAAAUCGGCUAGAAAUCUCUGGAUUUUGUUUUACAAAAAUUAUCCAGUUAAACAAGCGACUCAAAGUCAUGAAAAUUUGGGGAAAAAAAUCUUAGUCAGCACAAAAAUAUUUUGUUGGCUAGAAAUUGGUAUUCGUGGAUGCAAUAUCUGCAUUUUUGUUUUGCAAAACUAUCUUGUUAAUCAAAUUACUGGAAAAGUCAUGCAAAUUAAAAAAAAAAAUCUUAAGUCUGCACUAAAAUAUUUUGCUGGCUAGACAUAUUUGUGUGUAAUUUUUUUGUUUUACAAAAAAUAUCUAGGUAUUUAAAUGAAAAUUAAAAAAAUUGUAAAACAUCAACACUAAAAUAAUUUGUUGGCUAGAAACUGGUAUUUGUAAGUUCAAUCUCUGCAAAAAAAUGUUUACAAAAUGGUCUAGUUUAUCAAAACAACUGGAAAAGUCAUGGAAAUGUAUUGGUUAAAAAGUUGUAGGCGCCCUGUAGAAGAGAAAAGCAGCAUAUUAAACAUUUUAAUGUUUUAAAUCACAGUUAUUUCAAGCACAUAAUAAAAGGUAUCAAUGACAUUACAAAAAAUGUUAGAAGAUGAGAACAUGCAAGAAUUUUGCCAAAUCAUGAGUCUGUGGGCUCAGUGGCCUUCAGAAUGGGUGGAGUCUUACAGCAGGGGGAGUGGUCUAACAGAUUUAUUUACAUUGGCUGUCUAUUCUUUGGUUGACAGCCACAAAUAUGCAUAUUUUUAACACACAUUUUUCUCUAUUGGUCUUGUUCACUAAUGUGUUCCUGAAAUCUUAUCUGAUACCUUUAGUACAUUCAACAUCUUUGUCCAUUCCAAAUGCUCCAAAGAUCAUGGUUAUAUAGUUUGUUUAUGGAUGUCUCAAAACCGACAAAUACGCAAGUAAAUAAAGACAAAUAUAGACCAACCAGUAGUGCCAGACGAUGAGAAGGGAUUUACUGUAUGAAACUUUGUUAACCUUGUGCCAAGUAGUUUGUAUGCGUUCUUUUUUGAGGUGCAAUGGAGUUAUGGUUGAUUUUGUUUGUAAUAUAUGCACAACCAAACACAAUCUGUAAAGUAGACUACCACAUGUGCAUGUAUUUAUUGUAAAUUCCAGCUUUUGGUCAUAUGUUUAUUUAUGUUUUGUCAAUAUGUGGAAAGCUAUUUAUGUAUUUUAAACUAUGGAGGAAAUCUCAGAUUGAAUCGAUAUUCUGAAUUUAUUUAUAAAUUAUUUAUG